ACACUUAAUCUUAGCUAGAAUGAUGAAGUACCAUGUUUAAUUUUCGAUUGUGCAAUUUGGAAUAAAAUGGUCCAAAUUGAGCUGAACGGAUGCUGAUGAUUCAUAUAGCAGACUCCAAGUAGUUUGGUAUUUAGGUUAGUUGUUGCAUACACUGUUAUCUUUGUCGUUAUAAUUGGAAGUAAUAUUUUAUGUUGUUAGCUGAUUAUUAUUCAGGUUAAUUUAUCUUUGACUCAUUCUUGGCUGUAACUGAUCACCUGAAAAUUAUUAGCAAUAAUCUUCUUAAACAUUUUGAAACAUCCCAAAAUGUAAAGAUUGACUCAUGAAUUAAAACAGAAGGAGCAAUAUAUAACCAGAACAAUCAAAAAUAAAUUUAUAUCUCAUGAAUAGUUUAUCCUUAUUUCUCUUAUCAGCCGCAUAUGCUUUAUCAAGCAUAAUUUUUGCUAACCUGAAACUUAUUAGCAGUAGUCUUCUUAAAACUCAAUUAGGAUAUGAGUUUGUCUGAAGAGUCUUUUCUCAUUACUACAUAUUUGAUAUUCACCAAAAAUUGUGGCAUUACUGAACCAAAACAUAGUAGUUAGUAUUUCUGUUUAGUGAUACCGUUAUCAAAGAAGAAAACAACAACAUACCUAGUGUAAUCCUACAAAUGGGGUUUGAGGAGGAUGGUGUGUACGCAGACCUUACCCCUACCUUUUCAAGGUAGAGAGGCUGUUUCCGAAAGACCCUUGGCUCAAGUAAAGCAAUUCAAUACCAUUAUCAAAUGAGAAAAAAAAAGACUAUUGAAUGAGUGCUGCAAAUUCUAUAUCAAUAUGUUGUAAAAGUCUCUCGCGUUACCCGCAUCUUUUCAAAUUAACUUCUAAACAUUUGGGUUGUGUGCCAUUUGAUUUAAAUCCAGUAAGCUGCUUAAACUGAAGUACUAAACUGAAACUCUUACUUCUCUGACCCAGUUUUCGCUUGUGUUUCCUUCAUUUUUAUGGCUUUUUGGCUAAUGAAUGCUCUAGUAUGUUAUGGUACUUUGGCCACCACACAGAUUUUUGGAAAUAGUUUACUUCAAAAUUUUGAGGUUAUGGAGACUCCAAUUGGUACUCAGUCAAAUACGACGAGCCUCAAAGGUUACAGGUAUGCAAUUGUGUUACAUGCCUCCGAUGAUUAAACAUGGUACGAAAAUAGUGCAAAUUAACCAAACUGAGCUAGAAGCACAACGUAAACGAUGGGAAAAUGCAUUAAUAAGGUAUGUUAUGGGGUGUACUCCUUUGUUUAAAGAGAUGCUGCAAUUUGUCCAUAGCUUAUGGGACUUUGUUGAAAUACCUAAGAGUCUAUCUACAUGAUGAUCGGUACUACAUCUUCUUGUUUGCUACUAAGGAAGAUAAGGAAGCAGUGCUUGAGUAUGGACCUUACUUUUUCAAUAGUAGGCCAGUUAUUUUGAGGGAUUGGGAACAUGAAUUCCAAUUUCAACCUGAGCUGCUACGUAUUGUGCCCCUGUGGGUCCAAUUGCCUAGAUUGCCUAUCUUGUACUGGGCUGACGACAACUUGAGUAGAAUUGCUAGUUGUCUGGGCAAAUCAGUGUGUGCAGACCAACUUACAGCUCAGAUUGGGAGGGUGUCUUAUGCAAGAGUACUGAUAGAAAUGGACAUUACACAACCAUUACCUGAGGUAUUGAUAAUAGAAGAAGCUGAUGGGGUGCUGAGGUAUCAGGAGGUCAAAUAUGAAUGGAGACCAAAUGUGUGCUAUGGCUGCCUUAAACUGGGGCACUGUACAAAGGAGUGUCUAGCUAAGGGGGAUAAGGAAACACAUGAACAAGCUCCACCACAACCUAGAAGGAGGAAGACUAGAAGAAGACCAUCAACACCUCAAUGGAAGCCAAAGGUGGGUGGGGAAUGUUCUAAGCAAAAGGAAGUGACAUCAGAGGAGAUUGAUACAAGUCUUGCAACAGAUCCGGUGGUGAAUGUACCAAGUGCUAGUGGUGUUGUAAACUCAGAUGGUGCACAUCCAUCAGUGGCCAAUACUUCUGAGGGGCCUAGUCCUCAGACUGCUCAAGAAGUGGUUGCUGCUUUACUUACAGGGGCAUUACAAGGCCCAUGGCAAUUUGGAACUGUGCAAGAUGAAAUGGCUAACAGGGCUAAAGCACCUGACUUAGCCACAACCACAUGAUUAUCU
Molecule: messenger RNA, 2154 nt
Organism: Lycium barbarum (goji berry)
Lineage: Eukaryota; Viridiplantae; Streptophyta; Magnoliopsida; Solanales; Solanaceae
Exons: 1
Coding region: 1231-2148 (305 amino acids)
Source: RefSeq, a predicted model, not a curated record